AUGAAAAUCAAAUGUUUAGCGUAUCUAUUGAUCUACUAUUAUAUAGUCUAUAGCCUCKCRACYGUUUCGGUCGCGCGGUUACCGACCAGUGAUCGACACCACUCAACGCCGCAUAAAAAGAAACCAAUAGUUUUGAUUCCCGACAACAGUGACGAUGAAUCACAAGUGACUGUCCCGGAGUCGGAAGCUUAUGGCCAUAGACUGCACAGUCAACCCGAUAACAAUCAAUCUAUGUUAACGACCACUUCAACCAAUCCUCUGUUUUUCAAUUUCCAAGUAUUAGUCAAUUGGCAAAAGUUUAGAUGUAAUGAUAUAAAGAAGAAAAAAAGACAACACAUUGAUACCAAUGUCGAGGAAAGUAGUACUGAAAGAAAUAAUUACAACAAUAUUGAUGACGACAUUAGUGAUCAGCGAGUGAUUGUCCAAAACAAGAGUACUGACCAACAAUCGCCGUCGAGUGUAAGCAAAUCUAUUGAAAUAGUGACUACAAUGUCAUCACUGAAAUUUCGAGAUGUUGUGACUGAACCACAACUUAAAGUCAAUAGUGAAUUGUUGAAAACUAAGACAACUAUACMUAUUAGGGAUCAACCAUUUAAUGUGACCGCAUUACAGACACCAGUUCCCAAUCAGAUCGACCCAAUCGAUCGUUUUCAGAAUGUAUUAGCAAUGGUCACUGAAUCGGACAUUGGAAUCGAUAGUUUAGCSGACAAUAAGGCUGAAAGAUAUGUUAUAUUAGAUCAAACAAAUGUUAUAGAAAUCAAUAAUCAAAGCAAUUUUGAUAUUAUCAUAAAAAAAUAUAUAACMGAAAAACCCGAAACAAAUCAUAUUUUAAAAGAUAUUAUCGAUGUAUACAUCGGUCAGAAUAAGACUAUUAGUGGACAAACAAUUGUGAAACAUAUUGACAAACAUAUUGUUAAACCGAUAGAUAUUAACAUUACGAGUGAUUAUGAUUAUGCAAUCGUUGAACCCGAUUAUCAAAAUAUUAUUAAUACAACUAUAGAGUCCGUUACGAUGGAAGGACAGACAGAUUAUUGGUUUAAAAAUAAAUAA
Messenger RNA from Oppia nitens, 1050 nucleotides. RefSeq lists its product as uncharacterized. Bases 1 to 1050 code for a protein of 349 amino acids. The record is from RefSeq and is a predicted model, not a curated record. NCBI's taxonomy places the organism in Eukaryota, Metazoa, Arthropoda, Arachnida, Sarcoptiformes, Oppiidae. The transcript is spliced from 2 exons.